This is a messenger RNA of Sorex fumeus (smoky shrew), 3603 nucleotides long. RefSeq names its product low-density lipoprotein receptor-like. NCBI's taxonomy places the organism in Eukaryota, Metazoa, Chordata, Mammalia, Eulipotyphla, Soricidae. The transcript has 18 exons. Bases 113 to 2659 code for a protein of 848 amino acids. The record is from RefSeq and is a predicted model, not a curated record. Gene Ontology annotation, molecular function: protein binding; calcium ion binding.
AGACUCCGCCCCCGCGAGAAAGGCCGCAUUGAAAGACUGCAAAAGACGGGACCCGCGUGCCGGGCAGUGCAGCGCGGCGGACACACGGGACAGCCGGGGUGACGCUGGGGACAUGAGAUCUGCGAGCUGGUUACUGCGCUGGGUCGUCGCCCUGCUCCUCGCCGCGGCGGGGGCUGCAGCCAAAGGCAAGUGUGAUAGGAAGGAAUUUCAGUGCCGAGACGGAAAAUGCAUCUCCUAUAAGUGGGUUUGCGAUGGCAGUCCUGAGUGCCCGGACGGUUCCGACGAGUCCCCAGACACCUGCCUGUCCAUCACCUGCAGCGCUGGGGACUUCAGCUGCGGCGGGCAGGUCAACCGUUGCAUCCCGCAGUCCUGGAGGUGUGACGGGCAGCAGGACUGCAAGAACGGCUCGGACGAGGAUGACUGCGCCCCCAAGACGUGCUCGCCGCAGGAGUUCCGCUGCGGAGACGGCCAGUGCGUGGCCCCAGAGUUCGUCUGCGACUCGGACACCGACUGCCAGGACGGCUCGGACGAGGUGGGCUGCCCGGUGAUCACGUGCGAGCCGGGUCACUUCCGCUGCAGCAGCGGCUCAUGCAUCCCGCAGCUGUGGGCGUGCGACGGCGACCCGGACUGUGACGACGAGUCGGACGAGUGGCCGCAGCGCUGCGGGGGCCGCGACCCCCUGGCCGAGCGCCGCGCCCAGCGCCACUGCUCUACACACGAGUUCCACUGCCGCAGCGGCGAGUGCAUCCACGCCAGCUGGCGCUGUGACCGCAGCGCCGACUGCAAGGACAAGUCCGACGAGGACGACUGCGCCAUCACCACGUGUCGCCCGGACGAGUUCCAGUGCUCGGAUGGCAGCUGCAUUCACGGCAGCGGCCAGUGCAAUGGGGAAGUGGACUGUAAUGACGGCAGUGACGAGCGUGGCUGCAUCAACGUGACCCUCUGUGAGGGACCGCACAAAUUCCAGUGCCACAGCGGCGAGUGCAUCUCCAUGGACAAAGUAUGCGAUACGGUCAGGAACUGCCAGGAUUGGUCGGACGAACCCCUCAAGGAAUGCAAGACCAACGAGUGUGCCGACAACAACGGCGGCUGCUCCCACAUCUGCCAAGACCUCAAGAUCGGCUUCGAGUGUCUAUGUCCCCCCGGCUUCCGGCUGGCAGACCAGCACAGGUGUGAAGAUAUCGACGAGUGUCAGGAGGAGAAUAUCUGCAGCCAGUUAUGCGUGAACCUGGAGGGCAGCUUCAAGUGCGAGUGCAUGGACGGCUUCCGGCUGGACCCUCUCACUGGCACCUGCAAGGCCACCAGUGCCAUCGCCUACCUCUUUUUCACCAACCGCCACGAGGUGCGGAAGAUGGCUGUGGACCGGCAGGAGUACUCGAGCCUCAUUCCCAACCUGAAGAACGUGGUGGCGCUGGACGCUGACGUGGCCGCCAACCGCGUCUACUGGUCCGAUCUGUCACAGAAGAAGAUCUACAGCACCCAGAUCAGCGGCGCCCCCGGCUCCUCCCCGCACCUCACGGUCAUUGGCGACAACCUGCAGGCACCCGAUGGGCUGGCGGUGGACUGGAUCCACGGGAACCUCUACUGGACUGACUCCGGGCCCGGCACCGUGUCCGUGGCCGACACCAGCGGCGCCAAGAGGAAGACGCUGUUCGCUGAGAAAGGCUCCCGCCCGCGCGCCAUCGUGGUGGAUCCCGUCCACGGCUUCAUGUACUGGACUGACUGGGGGACCCCGGCCAAGAUUAAGAAGGGGGGUCUGAACGGAGUGGACAUUUACUCGCUGGUGACGGACAACAUUCAGUGGCCCAACGGCAUCACCCUGGAUCUUUCCAGCGGCCGCCUGUACUGGGUGGAUUCCAAGCUGCACUCCAUCUCCAGUAUCGAUGUCAACGGAGGGAACCGGAAGACCGUGCUGGAGGACAAGGCCAAGCUGGCGCACCCGUUCUCGCUGGCCAUCUAUGAGGAUAAAGUGUUCUGGACAGACAUCAUCAAUGAAGCCAUUUUCAGUGCCAACCGCCUCACGGGUGCCGACAUCCAUUUGGUGGCCAAAAACCUGCUGUCCCCAGAGGACAUUGUCCUUUUCCACAACUUGACCCAGCCCAUGGGGGUGAACUGGUGCGAGAAGACGGCUCUCCAGAAUGGUGGCUGCCAGUACCUGUGUCUCCCAGCCCCACAAAUCAACAUCCACUCCCCCAAGUUCACCUGCGCCUGUCCUGACGGCCUGGUGCUGGGCACUGACAGAAGGAGCUGCCAGCCAGAACCUGUGACAACAUCGGGAUCCCCUGCGACCAGCGCAACAGAGAGGACAUCAGAGCACACGGCCAGCCCACGACCCCGAUUCUUCCCAGAGCUUACCACAGUGGAGACGGUGACCUUGUCCCACCCAGUCCAGGGCGCCGGAGCUGGCACAGAGCACCAGGAGCAGCGGGCCGGCUCGCGGGCCCUCUACAUCAUCCUGCCCAUCGCGCUGAUCAUCCUGCUGGCCCUCGGCACUUUCCUCAUCUGGAGGAACUGGCGGCUGAAGAGCGUCAACAGCAUCAACUUCGACAACCCGGUGUACCAGAAGACCACGGAGGACGAGGUUUGCAUCUGCAGCGCCCAGGACGGCUACAGCUACCCCUCGAGACAGAUGGUCAGUCUGGAAGAGGACACGCCCUGAGCCACUGUGUCCGGCCUCCUGGGCGAGGAAGAGAAAGAUGAAGAAGAAGAAUUCCCCAGUGAUCCCUGGACCCCCGCCCCUCACUUCCUGAGACGCCCCCCUCCGCGGUCACCACUCAGGGCCUGCCCGCCAGGCUUUGUUUGCUUUAUUUAUUCAUCUGAGGCAGAGCUAGAGGCCCUGCGGAUGUGGGGUGCAGGUGAGGGGGGAAGGUUCAAUUUCUUUCUCUCCACAUGGAGGGAAAGAGGGUAUAAAGCUGGGGUAUCUUUGUGGCCAUGGGCCGGCGCUGCCACCCAUGGGAUCCCAGAUGCUGCCUGGGCCCCCCACUCUGGUGAACCCCACACUCAGGAGCCCCCCGCCUCUACCUCAGCCUUUAGGCUUUGCCUUGGCGAUUCCCCUGACCUUGGAGGAGUCGCACCGGGCCCCCACACUCAGGCUGUAUUGGAGGUGUCGGGAUGAAGGGAACUGAGACCAGGAGCUUGGUUCAGUCACCAAAACCCCCACUGACCCAGGGAAAGGGGGGCCCCGGCGCCCCAUGUUGAAAGUGCCUGAGACGUGGCACUGGCCUUGGCCUGCAGGCCGGUAUGGCCCCGCUCCCCCUCCCCUGCCCUGUUCCAGUUCAGGAUUGCCCACAUGCCGGGCUGAAUUUUAGGGUAUCCGGAGCACCUGGGGGCAGGAGCGGGGUUGGUGCCCUGCACGGAGGAUUGGUCUCGUGCCCCCACGGUUCCAACUAGCCCGAAGACGUUUCCAAGGGAAGGAGCCGUGGGAACAGCGUGGAGAGGGCUUGGUGUCACCAGGUCCCUGCACCCUGUCCCCGCCCAGGGUCGGGCCGAGGAUGCCGCGUUCCCCUGAAGCCUUGUACAUACACCCUUGUCGUUUGCACUUUGUAUAUUUGCUGGAACGAUUCUCACGUCUAAGAAAAGAAGAUCUAUUUAUUUUUGCCAAAC